Fundulus heteroclitus (mummichog) is the source of this 806-nucleotide messenger RNA. It is a transcript of the gene thoc7, whose product is annotated as THO complex 7. The record is from RefSeq and is a predicted model, not a curated record. The transcript has 8 exons. Lineage: Eukaryota; Metazoa; Chordata; Actinopteri; Cyprinodontiformes; Fundulidae. Bases 92 to 703 code for a protein of 203 amino acids. Gene Ontology annotation, cellular component: THO complex part of transcription export complex. Gene Ontology annotation, biological process: mRNA processing; mRNA export from nucleus.
CCAGGUAGCAGUUCCUAGUUAACACCAGGGGAGGCAGUGUUGGUUGGAAAUGUGCCUGUAAAGUAAGAAGAAGAAGUAGAAGAACAACAUCAUGGGGGCCGUUACUGAUGAUGAAGUUAUAAGAAAGCGUCUUCUCAUUGACGGCGACGGAGCUGGAGAUGACCGCAGAAUCAACCUGCUGUUAAAAAGCUUUACCAAAUGGUGCCACUCUCCUGGGAUCCCAGAGGAAGGAUUUACACAGUAUCAGAGGAUGCUGGGCACUCUGGCUCAGUGCGAGUUUUCCAUGGGGAAGACGUUGAUGGUUUACGACAUGAACCUUCGGGAGAUGGAGAAUUACGAGAAGAUUUACUCAAACAUAGAACAAAGCAUCACAUCUGCUCAUGACAAGAUUGCAGAAUGCAAGAAAGAAAUACAGAGGGCGAAGAGAAUACGAAAAAAUCGGCAAGAAUAUGAUGCUUUAGCAAAGGUAAUCCAGCAGCAUCCGGACCGGCACGAAACCCUCAAGCAGCUGGAGGCAUUAGACAAAGAACUCCAGCAACUGUCUCACAUUAAGGAGAAUGUGGAUGCGAAGUUGGAGUUGAGGAAGAAGCAGUUCCACGUUCUUCUCACCACCAUCCAGGAGCUACAGCAGACACUUGAGAAUGACGAGAAGUCAGACAAUGAUGACCACAGUCAGGGGAGCCCUGCAGAGAAUGGAGAAUGAAUACGCACAGAGCCUGGCUGAAAUGGAUCUAGAUUUUAAGCAGAACUGGCUUUAAGAGUCCUUUUUUUUGUAUGUUCUUUGGAAUAAAGUUGACUUGUCUGUA